This is a messenger RNA of Agelaius phoeniceus (red-winged blackbird), 681 nucleotides long. NCBI's taxonomy places the organism in Eukaryota, Metazoa, Chordata, Aves, Passeriformes, Icteridae. The record is from RefSeq and is a predicted model, not a curated record.
AUGGCACCUCCAGCCCCCGGCUGCAGGCUGUUCCCACAUCCCGGCGUCCAUCCUGCUCGCAAACAUCCCCCGGCAGUUCAAACAAGGGCGGUGUAUGCGGGUGAGCACCAGGCUAUAAAGGGCAGCUCCCCUCCUCUCCCGUCCCAGUGACUCGCCACAAGCCGCUAUUCUUCACCAUCCGGACAACAGGGAGCAAGGACGAUGGCGGCUGCGGCCAGACUCGCCCUCCUGCUGCUGGGCUGCGCGGGGCUCCUGCGGCCGGUCGGCGGCAGGUACAUAGGCUACUGCCCCGACGGCUGGUCCUACUACCUGCUCAGCUGCUUCAAAUACUUCCCCGAGUCCCGGAGCUGGGACGAGGCUGAGAGUCGGUGCCAGGACGUCGAGAAAGGCGCCCACCUGGCGUGGGUGGAGAAUGCCCACGAGGCAGCCACCAUGCGGAGAAUCAUCUCCUACUACCAGAGUGUGCAGCCCGUCUGGAUUGGACUGCAAAAGAGCAAAGAGAGCCAGUCCUGGCAGUGGACGAGUGGGAAGGAGUACAGUGCCACCAGUGAGGUGCCCGGGAACGGUGCCCGCGGGGGGAGCUGCGCCGCGCUGACACAUCACAGCGAUUUUGCCGUGUGGUCCAGCGCCGACUGCUCCCAGCAGCAUCACUUCAUCUGCAAGUUCAACCCCUUGCACUGA